Messenger RNA from Entelurus aequoreus (snake pipefish), 3904 nucleotides. RefSeq lists its product as uncharacterized. The record is from RefSeq and is a predicted model, not a curated record. Bases 331 to 1626 code for a protein of 431 amino acids. NCBI's taxonomy places the organism in Eukaryota, Metazoa, Chordata, Actinopteri, Syngnathiformes, Syngnathidae. The transcript has 5 exons.
GUAGUUUCGGAGCGCCCCAGAAGAGUGCGCAGCCGCGGAGGAAUACACCGCCGAACAAGAGCCGAGCACAGCCGCGGAGGAAUACACCGCCGAACAAGAGCCGAGCACAGCCGCGGAGGCCGAACAAGAGCCGAGCACAGCCGCGGAGGAAUACACCGCCGAAGAGGAGCCGAGCACAGCCGCGGAUGAAUACACCGCCGAACAAGAAGCAAGCGGCGUGCGCGCAGCCCGAACAAGAAGCUAGCGGCUAGCUCACUCGUAGCCCGCCGGGCCCACACGAACCUCGCGUCGCAGCGGGCUCGGCUACUUGACGAUGAGCCAGCCGCUAGCAUGAACGGUGCCGUGUACAUCCCGUUCUUCCAGGGCCAGCUGGAGUCGGUUCUGGAGCAGGUGGUCCAGCUCGCCGUCCAGGAGAUCAGCUCCACGGUGGGUUCCAGCCUGAACGCGCUCCUGCUCGAAGCCACCGUCAAGGAGCAGGAGAACCGCCGCCUCCAGCUCCGCCUUCAGGCGUGGGAGGACCGCAGCCGAGCCCAUGGCGGCCCCAAGCAGAAGGCGGCGGCCGAUGAGAAGCUGGACGGCGGCAGGACGAAGCUCGAGCAACCGCUGGGCGCACAACCCCGCGGUCCUCCCGACGCCGCCCGCCUGGCGCAGAGGAGCCGCGUCGUGGACCAGCUCAAGGCUGUCAUGGAGCAGGUCCUGGACUUCGCCAUGCGCGAGCUGAAGAAGAUCGUGGAAGCCUCGUUUGAUGACCUGCUGCUGGAAAUCACCAAGAAGGAGCAGGAGCAGCAAGCGCUGGAGGACAAGCUGGACCAGAGGGGCGGAGGAACCAGAGCAGGAGCACGGCGAGGGUCCGAGAACGACUCCGUGUCACCCAGCGGGUCCGAGGAUGCUCGUGAGGAUCCGCCAGCCGUGACCGCCGACCCCGCCCAUCGUCCUGGCAUAUCCGUCUCCCAGGACUGGGUCCCCAUCCUGGACAAAGUCUUUGGACAGAGGUGGUGCAGCGUUGACUGGCAGGUCAAAGAGUCUGCAGGAGGGGGAGGACCCGGCGGGCCAGAUGUGGCGCCGCUUCCAGUUACCCUAGAGACGUUGGAGCCUUCUCCGUCGUCUCCGCAGCAGGACCCCCGCUGGACGCCGUUGGAGGACAUGGAUGUGUUGUCCCCUGACGAGGACACCGGGGGCGGGGCCAGACCCUCCUCUGCACCUCCGCUGAGCCCGUCAGGAAGUUCAGGUCGCCGCUCGUCUGCCUCCAUGUUGCAGCGCCUGCUGACGUUACCGUCUCAGCUGCUGGACGACCACCACGACCCGGGUGGCGCUCGCAAGAAGCCUCAGGAGGUCAAGGACGGUCGUGACGAUGGCGGCAGCAGGGCGCCUGGCCACGCCUCCUCGACUCCCCUGACAACUGAGGAGGAGGAGGAUGGGAAAAGGCAGAAGAAGAAGCGACGUAAGCUUUGGUCCCAGUGUGACGACUGUGGCCGAAGGUUCAGUCACGUCUCCACGCUGGGCGCUCACGCUGCCAACGCCACAGUUGGUUGCCCGCCAGCUCAGUGUUCAGAGUGCGGCCUCAGUGGCCAACAUCCUGUGAAAGCCAGAGGAGGCGAGAAGGAUGGAGGAGGCGCUCAAAGAUGAACGCACUUAAGGGAUGACCUGGCAGCCUUGCUCCCAGAUGGUUUUCACCACGGACAACAAGAACACAAAGUGCAGCAUAGCUUGGUUCUUGAGGUUCCUACUCUUGACAGGCCAAGAUCAGUCAAAAGGAUCACAUUAAACCAGUUCACUGGACUUCCUGCUUGCUCAUUGCAAGAAAAUGUGGAAUCAGAGCAAUGCCAACGUUAAGAUUGCAAACUUGUUUUGUCAAAACAGGAAAUGGAUCCACACCACUUCCUGCGGGAUUGCUUGGAUAAUUUCCUACUUUGUCACCAGAGGUCAUGUGACCGAUAACAUUGUUUUCAUGACAAUGUUUUUUAAAAACUUGUCAAUUUUCCUCUGGAUAUCUCUUGGAUGAUGAUAAUGAAGAUUAGGAUGGAACUUCCUAAUUCUGGACUUGAUCAACUGGAGAUUAGGAUGGACCUUCCUAAUUCUGGACUUGAUCAACUGGAGAUUAGGAUGGACCUUCCUAAUUCUGGACUUGAUCAACUGGAGAUUAGGAUGGACCGUCCUAACUCUGGAUUUGGAUCAACUGGAGAUUAGGAUAGACCGUCCUAACUCUGGACUUGAUCAACUGGAGAUUAGGAUAGACCGUCCUAACUCUGGAUUUGGAUCAACUGGAGAUUAGAAUGGACCUUCCUAAUUCUGGAUUUGAUCAAUUGGAGAUUAGGAUGGACCAUCCUAACUCUGGAUUUGGAUCAAUUGGAGAUUAGAAUGGACCUUCCUAACUCUGGAUUUGGAUCAACUGGAGAUUAGAAUGGACCUUCCUAACCCCGGACUUGGAUCAACUGGUAUUGAUCUCUGAACGCUGAGCAAUUUAUUACAGACAUUCUGGGUAUUGGACUCAGCUUUAUUUCCAUUCUUUUGGUUUUGUGGUCCAAUUGUGAUCCUUUCUUGAAACCUUGUGUCUUCAGACACACUUGGUCACCUCCAGACACAGGGGCUGGCUAUCAGACACAGAGGCUGGGUUUCAUGGUUUAUUUUCCCAAUCAAUUUCCGUUCAAAUCGACCCACACUUAAAGACUAAGUAUACACUGCAGGCCAAAGUGGCCCAAAUCCGACUUUUUCCCAGCUGACUGUUUACGCACCCUCAGUCAGUGGAUUGAAUUUCCUCCGUAGGAUGGCGGGACUCUCCCUUUAGAGAUAAAAUGAGAAGUUACAUUGGAAAAGAUCAGAUUUCAAAGGGAUUGAGUCUGAUGCCAAAAGAUCGGAUUUGAAUCACCUUUAGACUAAAAUCUGCUCUGUCAUUUGAGAAUUGGUGUGCAGUGUAAACAGGGUCUUUAUUUGAAAAGGUCUCAGUUCUUCUCUUCAGCAUAAAGUGGUUUUAAGUGCAAAUGUGACCUGUUUGAAGUGAAAACAAGGUUGUCUUAAAAGUCCAUUUUGCAUUUGGUUAGCGCAGUCAGACAGGAUGUAACGCACAGGGAUUUUAUUGUGAAGGCAAGAAGUGUGCUUUUGGUUUGACAGUGUUGUGUGCAGGGAGAUGACGACGUAAACAAAAGUACUCGUUUCCAUAGUGAUCUAAUACUACUUGCAAAUAUACCCCGUCAAAAUCAGACUUGUUUAUGUUGUGGGAUCAUAACAAAGUUAGCAACGACUUGUACUGUGUUUUCAAGGCUUGUGUAAAAUCAGGUACCAAGUCCCUCACUUGUUGGGCGCUAACGUUAGCAUAGCAUGAUCCUGCUGCUGCUUGAUGCACACGACCAGUAUUGAUAUGAUUUCAUAAUAGUGACCCAGCCCUCCUCUACAUACCUCAUUCAUGCCUUUUGUUACCUCAACUUUUACUGGAUGUCUUUUAAAGGGAGGCAGUUUGCCGGUUCAAUUCCCAGGUCCUCUUGGAGUAAGAAACUUGCGAGGCCGAGUCAUCCGUAUGCUCACUUGUCAUUUCUCUUGACUCACCUUUGACCUACUUUAGCAGGAGUCAUGAAAGACACUGUCGGUAAUUAACAUCUGUGCUGUCAGGUUGGUCACGUGUUCUCUUCCUGACGUCUCAUAGUGUCAUGUGACGUGGUCGCCCUCAUGGACUCUUGAAAGGUUCCUGUCGCUGCUUGGAACAGUGUUUGUAUUGUACCACUUGAAAGAAGGCGCAUGGGGAAAGUGUCCAUUUGUUGGCGACACGCGGAGGCUGGACAAGGGAAGCUUCCAGAAGGAAGCACAAGUGUUUUUCAUGCAAUACUUUUCAUACGUAACAUUGUUUUCUAUCUCCACAGUUCAUGUGGAAAUGUAAGCGUGAAUUGUAAGAAGAUCAAUAAAUGUUAUAAAU